GUAUGUGUAGUAGUUUGUUGUUUUCCUCUCUCUUUUUACCGUACAGUUUUGAUGUUUUUCUCUUUCUAACAUUACCAAUCAUCUGGUAACGUCAUUGACCUCCUUCAUCCCCACUAUUCUAGUCAAUAUUUUGCUCUAGUACGCGAAUGGUUGGUUCGAUGUGUGCGUGGAAACUGGUAUUGCGACUGUGCAAUGUAUUGAUGUAAACAUUCUCUUGUCACUUUGUUUCAGUGCGUUUAGAAGAUUGUAUGGAAAUCUUUAUAGUCGCAUCUAAAAAGAAAAUGUAAAUAGCUGAUUAUAAACAUAAUUAAAUUUCUGUGAUACAGUGUCUUAACGCUCUAGUGAAGAUAGGCCGCCAAAUUUCAAAUGCUAUAACUCUUUGUAAUAGUAUUGAUUACUAAAAUUUAAAAUUACGCUUUAUUCUAAAAUGUACGAAGAGAUUUAAAUUAAAGGAUAAUUAUGUGUUGAAUUCAUGAUAAAAACAAAAUACCAUAUUCAUAAUAAGUUAUAACUUUCUUGAAAUACUGUGGUGAUCUGACUGCUGCUUUGAGACGCAUUCGGUUUCCAAGAUGCCGUCACUCUUGGAAGCACUAGAGCGUAAGUACGGCGCGAAGGGCGAAGUGAACCCGUGCAUAGACGACAUGCCAGUCGCUAUCUUCGUGCCGAAGCGAUCACCCCGGCUGAGCGUGCCCACCCUGCUGGUGCUGAAUGACUGCGACAUAGACUGCGCAGGGGAUGCCUGCGCAUUGGCAGAUAAAUGUGCUGAUGUUGUGGAACUGGACCUGGCGAAUAAUAAGCUCACUGAAUGGCAAGAGGUCUUCGCAAUACUCGAGCAAACGCCACGGGUACGAUUUCUAAAUCUCAGCUUCAAUCGGCUCUCGGCGCAAAUUCAAGCAGCUCAGGCACUACAGCCUAAAUGGGAUAGCUUAAGUCACUUGGUCUUGAACUCCACGUACGUCGGUUGGCCCAGUAUCCUCGGUCUACUCAAGUCUCUGCCAGCUCUCGAAGAGUUGCAUUUGAGCCUCAACGAGUAUUCUUACGUGGACUUAAGCGGGAAAGAAAUAGACGAAAAAGACCGUUGUGAAGCAUGCUCCCGACUCAAUGUAGACUUUACCAAACCGGUGCACGAGCAAUUGAAGAAACUCCACUUUUCUGGUAACCCCAUAAGCAGUUGGCGAGAGAUCAGCAAACUGGGAUAUGCCUUCCCGAAUUUGGAAACGCUGUUAGUCAACGAGUGCCCUAUAAAAACACUAGAACCGGACCCGUGCGAGAAAUGUGGAGACGCUAAUGGAAAUAAGAAGAGUCAUGACGCCUUUUCGCAUCUGCGAUUCCUCAAUCUAAACAACACCGGACUUGCCACGUGGGAUGAAGUCGAUCGGCUGGCUUUGUUUCCUGCAUUAAGAAGUUUAAGAGUACAGGGGUGGCCGCUAUGGGAGCGUUUCGAGUCGACGGAGCAUGAGCGUCGUUUACUGCUGGUGGCGCGGCUGCCGCGCGUGCGCACGCUGAACGGCGGCGGCGCCGUGCCCGUUGAGGAACGCGACGCGGCCGAACGCGCCUUCAUCAGAUACUACAUGGAGAAGCCGGAGGCUGAUAGACCAGAUAGGUACUGGGAGCUUGUGGGAGUGCACGGCAAACUGGACCCACUGGUGUCGGUGGACCUGCGACCGGAGAAGCGCGUGCAGAUCACAUUCACCUGCGGGGACACCAGCGAAGUACGCACUGUCGACGUCUACAGAACUGUAUCAGAUUUAAAAACGCGUUUGGAACGCCUCGCGGGAUUCCCCGCUUCUAAGAUGAGGCUCUUCUAUGUCGACCAGGAACUGAGAGAUACACAGUUUUUCCAGGGUCCGGAGGAAAUGAAGUACCCGACGAAACAGUUGUAUUCUUACAACAUACGGUCCGGAGACGAAAUUAUUAUUGACUCAAAGUUCAAACACUCCAUUUCUGUCAGCUCUACCGCAUGAGAAAAAGUAAUAGAUUUUUUAAAGCCAACAUGUUAG
This is a messenger RNA of Papilio machaon (common yellow swallowtail), 2000 nucleotides long. It is a transcript of the gene mlt, whose product is annotated as tubulin-specific chaperone cofactor E-like protein. Bases 570 to 1964 code for a protein of 464 amino acids. Lineage: Eukaryota; Metazoa; Arthropoda; Insecta; Lepidoptera; Papilionidae. The transcript is spliced from 8 exons. Gene Ontology annotation, biological process: protein folding. The record is from RefSeq and is a predicted model, not a curated record. Gene Ontology annotation, molecular function: alpha-tubulin binding.